Molecule: messenger RNA, 3120 nt
Organism: Hyposmocoma kahamanoa
Lineage: Eukaryota; Metazoa; Arthropoda; Insecta; Lepidoptera; Cosmopterigidae
Gene: Mtr4
Product: exosome RNA helicase MTR4
Exons: 18
Coding region: 1-3093 (1030 amino acids)
Biological process (GO): maturation of 5.8S rRNA; RNA catabolic process
Cellular component (GO): nucleus
Molecular function (GO): RNA helicase activity; ATP binding; RNA binding
Source: RefSeq, a predicted model, not a curated record
AUGGCCGAUAUAGACAGUUUAUUUGAUUGUUUUGAAGAAAGUGCUAAGAAUGAAUCUGCUGUGCAGUUCCCAAAUGUUAAUAAAGAGGAAGAAACAAAGGAUACAACUAAAGAAACACCAUCGACUAGUUCCAAACGUCCUCACGAGGAAGUAGAGUACGCCGAUACAGCGAAAAGAGCAAAACAGGAUGAGGAAGAACAGGACCCUACUUCCGACAUAAAUGUGGAUCUUCUAAGUUCCCGAAUUCUAAUACACACACUGGAAACCCAUGAAGGCUGUACUCAUGAGGUGGCAAUACCUCCAAACCACGAAUACGCUCCUCUGGUACAGAGGACAGCAGAACCGGCCAAGCAGUACGGCUUUAUACUUGACCCCUUUCAAAAGGAGGCAAUUACAUGUAUAGACAAUUUACAAUCAGUUUUGGUCUCUGCACAUACAUCUGCAGGAAAGACUGUAGUUGCUGAAUAUGCCAUAGCACUAUCACUAAAGAACAAACAAAGAGUGAUAUACACAACUCCCAUCAAGGCUUUGUCCAACCAGAAAUACAGAGAGUUCUCAGAGGAGUUUCUCGAUGUUGGGUUAAUCACUGGUGAUGUCACUAUUAAUCCUUCGGCUUCUUGUCUCAUUAUGACAACAGAGAUUUUAAGGAAUAUGUUAUACAGAGGAUCAGAAAUAAUGCGAGAAGUUGGCUGGGUAGUGUUCGACGAGAUUCAUUACAUGAGAGACAAAGAAAGGGGUGUUGUUUGGGAAGAAACUUUAAUUUUACUUCCUGACAAUGUGCACUACGUGUUUCUCUCGGCUACGAUUCCGAACGCGCGACAGUUCGCUGAGUGGGUAUGCCGGCUUCACUCGCAACCCUGCCACGUGGUGUACACAGAGUACAGGCCUACACCAUUGCAACAUUACAUCUUCCCAGCUGGUGGGGAUGGAAUACAUUUGGUUGUUGAUGAAAAGGGUCAAUUCAAAGAAGAUAACUUCAACACAGCUAUGGCGGUCCUUAGCAAUGCAGGAGAAGCCGGCAAAGGAGACCAGAGGGGUCGCAAAGGAGGUCCUCGCGGGAACAACCAGACGAAUAUCUUUAACAUUGUUAAAAUGAUCAUGGAGAGGAACUUUGCCCCUGUUAUUAUAUUUAGUUUCAGUAAGAAAGACUGCGAGCUUUAUGCUAUGCAAAUGGCUAAAUUGGACUUUAACACAAUUGAAGAAAAGAAACUAGUUGACGAAGUAUUCAACAACGCAAUGGAUGUGUUAUCGGAGGAAGACCGCAAACUGCCGCAGGUGGAAAACGUUAUACCGCUACUGCGACGCGGUAUCGGCAUACAUCAUGGCGGACUUCUGCCCAUAUUAAAGGAGACCAUUGAGAUUUUGUUUGGGCUGGGGCUUAUUAAGGCUCUGUUUGCAACGGAAACAUUUGCCAUGGGUCUCAACAUGCCGGCCAGAACUGUCGUUUUUACGAACUGCCAAAAGUUCGACGGAAAAGAUUUCCGAUUCAUAACGUCAGGAGAGUACAUUCAAAUGUCCGGUCGCGCAGGACGUCGAGGUCUAGACGAUAAGGGUAUUGUGAUCCUUAUGAUUGACCAGAAGGUCUCUCCGUCAGUCGUCAAGGACAUGGUUCAGGGGAAGGCAGAUCCUAUUAACUCUGCUUUCCAUCUCACUUACAACAUGGUACUCAACUUGCUCAGAGUGGAAGAAAUAAACCCUGAAUACAUGUUGGAGAGGAGUUUUUUCCAAUUCCAAAACCAGGCUGCUAUUCCGGAACUUAUUGAAAAGGUUAAAACUAAGCAGAAAGAAUACGACGCAGUAACGGUGGAACAAGAACACUCAAUAGCAGCGUAUUGCAAUAUUAGAACGCAGUUGGACUUGCUUGGAGCUCAAUUUAGAUCGUUUAUUACAAGGCCUGAGUAUUUGAAGCCUUUCUUACAACCCGGUAGACUUGUUAAGGUAAAAACGGAAAAAUACGAGUACGACUGGGGUAUCAUAGUUAACUUCCGGCACCGCACCGACAAAGGCAAGAAAUCUCAAAAUUCGAAUCCGCUGACUGCCGAAACCGUGAUUGUCGUUGACAUACUGCUGCAUGUGAAGAAGGGUAGCGAGGACGACCCGGAAGCGAAUAUACCGUGUCCUCCUGGUGAGACAGGUGACGUAGAAGUAGUCCCAGUAAUCCACACACUAAUCUAUCAGAUAAGUUCUUUGCGGGUCUAUUAUCCCAAAGACUUGCGUCCUGCCGACAGUCGCAAGUCUGUACUCAAGACUAUAAACGAGGUAAAGAAGAGGUUCCCUGAGGGACCCCCUUUAUUGAACCCUAUUAAAGAUAUGAAGAUCGAAGAGCCGGUAUUUACGGGGUGUGUUGACAAGAUCAAACAGUUGGAAGAGAGGCUCUAUGCUCAUCCUCUACACAAUGACAAAAGUCGCGGCGCAUUAACAGCAACAUAUGAGCGAAAACAAGAGCUCUACGAGGAACUGAAUUCCGCUAAGGCUGAACUAAAGAAAGCCAAGAGCAUCUUGCAAAUGGAUGAACUGAAGAAACGGAAACGCGUAUUGAGAAGACUGGGAUAUUGUACUGCCGCUGACGUCAUUGAAUUAAAAGGACGCAUCGCUUGUGAGUUGAGCAGUGCAGACGAACUCCUACUAACGGAGUUAAUUUUCAACGGCGUCUUCAAUAAUCUCACUUCGGAGCAAAGUGCGGCCCUGGUCAGCUGUUUCGUCUGCGAUGAAAACACUAAUCAAGCUUCCGCUACCGGGGAAGAGCUCAGAGGAGUAUUACGACAAUUACAGGAGUACGCUCGUAGAAUAGCUAAAGUGUCAAUAGAUGCAAAAAUGGACCUGGACGAGGACGAAUACGUUUCAAAAUUCAAGCACACGCUCAUGGACGUCGUGCUAGCCUGGGCUAAAGGAGCUUCCUUUCUGCAGAUCUGCAAAAUGACCGAUGUUUUUGAAGGUUCCAUAAUACGAUGUAUGCGUCGACUAGAAGAAGUACUCAGACAACUGUGCCAAGCGGCCAAGAAUAUUGGGAACACGGACUUAGAAAACAAAUUCAGUGAAUCUAUUAAAGUGUUGAAACGAGAUAUCGUAUUCGCCGCCAGUCUUUACAUGUAAUGUAAGCAUAUUGUUACAUUAUAAUUA